Messenger RNA from Dicentrarchus labrax (European seabass), 1192 nucleotides. Its product is annotated as oocyte zinc finger protein XlCOF8.4-like. Gene Ontology annotation, biological process: regulation of transcription by RNA polymerase II. Bases 71 to 1072 code for a protein of 333 amino acids. The record is from RefSeq and is a predicted model, not a curated record. The transcript is spliced from 2 exons. NCBI's taxonomy places the organism in Eukaryota, Metazoa, Chordata, Actinopteri, Moronidae. Gene Ontology annotation, molecular function: DNA-binding transcription factor activity; RNA polymerase II cis-regulatory region sequence-specific DNA binding.
CUUGUACUUCCUGGUUAGUGGAUGUAAACAGAAGGACGUUCCGCCUCUGGAGACAGCUGCAGUGAAAAACAUGACCAAACUGGAGCUGCUGAACGUGUUUCUGAACGACAGGCUGACGGCGGCCGCCGAAGAGAUCUUCCGCGCCGUGAAGGACACGGUGGCCGAGUACCAGAGCGAAAUCCUGCGCUCCAAGGAGGAGAACGAGCGGCUCAAACGGCUCCUCAAUGUGGCCGUCCAACGGCUCCUGCUGCAGCCAGAACCUCAGUCCAUCCUGCCCCAGGAAGACACUCAGCCCUGUGAGUCUGAGUGGAGAGGCAGCGUGGAGCUGCUGCCACAGAUUAAAGAAGAACCCAAGGUCAGAAAUGUUCAAACAGACUGUUCACAAGAAGCCAGAGACCCAGAGGAAGGAAACUGCAGCCACGUGGAGCCACCGCAGAGGUCACAUCCACCACCAGCCCAGACUGCGUGCAGCAGACGGAGCGUCUCUCCGCCUCCGCUAUCAUCCCAGGAUGUUAAGGCUGAGAGCGACAGAGAGGACAGCAGGAAACAGCAGCCAGCCAACACCCUACCGUCCUCCAUGACUGUUUAUUCAAACUGCAGAGCAGCUCAGAGCGAUAUCUGCACCAGCCCUGCAAAGAGUCACAGGACCCCGAAAACAGAUCAGCAGGUGAGAGGGCUACUCCGCUCAAAUGGAAAACAGAGCGCGCACAUACUGCAGAUCAAGAAUGUAAGAUCCCUGAAGCCCCCUCCGCCUCGCUCGUCCCACCCGAGCCAGAGCAUCCAGAGGUGGCACAGCUGCAAAGAGUGCGGGAAGGGCUUCAGCUUUGCCUGCCAGCUGGAGGUCCACAUGCGCUGGCACACCAAGGAGAAACCAUACAGCUGCGCGGUGUGCCGAAAGAGCUUCACCACGGUCAGCAUGCUGAAGAGGCACCACCGCAUCCACACAGGGGAAAAACCCUUUCGCUGCCACGUGUGCGGGAAAUGUUUCAACCAGUCGGCACACCUCAACACCCACUUCAGGCUUCACACCAGAGAGAGGGCCGGCUGGAGCCGAGCACCGCACUCCAAGUGAACAGAGACUAACCUGACCGUCUGUAAACUUUGAAAUGCUUUUGAAAAGUUCAAACAGUGUACAGUAAUGGUGUUUGACUGUGUGUGUGUCUGUCGUGCAAUAAAGUGUGCUACCUGAAGA